CCUCUCCAAGAAAGGAAGCGGAAAGAGAAGUCCCGAACAGUCUCUUCGGAGACACCCGAUAAAAAAGAAAAGUCCCGAACAAAAGCAGUAAGCAGACGCGAUUCCGCGAAAGGGCAGCGGAACAAGAAAAAUCGGACUCCGAGCGCCUCGGCCGCCGACCCGGGGGGACACGCCACAAACGCAUCUCAUCUCACGCCGCCGCCUCAGCUCGUCGCGCGGCUCCGGCUCCGGCUCCGAGUCCCAACCCCCGCUUGGUCCGGUUCGUCUGCGCGCGCGGGGGCGCCGGCGCGUUCGUGCUGCCGUGCCGCGUGGGUCGACCUGGGGUUUUGGUGCGGGGAGAGGGGGAGGGGUCGCAUGGUCUGCGGCGGCUUGAUCGGGUGAAGUCAGCAGCGGCAGCUGCAGCGGGAGGAGGAGGAGGAGGCUUCGAUGCUACGGCUAGUGGGGAUCAGCGAGAGGCUGUUGACGACCGGAACAAAUAGGCGAGCUGCCAAUUUUUCCCAGCCAAGCCACAGAAGUGGGUACGACGCAGCAGUGAGGGACAAUGGCUUGUCAUCAAGGCGAAAGAUUCCAGCUGUCUUCUCAAGAAUGUUCUCACAUUACAAGGUCAUUGCCAGAAAGAACAGAGCUGAGGAUCACAAGUGCAGAGCUAGGAUGUCCAGAGGCUACCGUACACUCUCUGUGGCUGUGUUAAAUUCAUCUGCAACCCAGAAAGCACAAUUGGCAUGGAAGAGGCUCAGUCAUAUGUACUCAUACAGUGGUCCCCGGUUACCACUCAUGAGCCGAGCAGCCUGUGCUGUAAGCCUGUCUGUCACGAGGUUCCAUGUUAUCCCUGGCAUCAUGGCUCUAGCUUUUGGCAAGAUGGCACUUGCAAGGCCUGUCCUGGCAGACUCACAAUUCUACAAGCCCACAAUGGAUGGCGUCGUCACGAAGGCACAAGAUGCUCGCCAGUUUCUGUCAUCUAUGGUUUGGUCAAUCUGGGAGGGCAUCACUUUGCUUAUUAGAGCAGUGCAUUUGACAUUCUUGUUCUUCCCUGCAACUGCAUUAGCUCCAUUUGCUGAUAGUUUCAGUGUUGCAUUCAGAAGAAGGUGGCUUAGUCUUGUGCGCUGGACCCUCGAAACGGCUGGGCCAGCAUUCAUUAAGUGGGGUCAGUGGGCUGCAACACGCCCUGAUCUUUUUCCAAGUGAUCUCUGUGUUGAGCUCGCAAAGCUUCACAGCGCGGCUCCAGUUCAUGGCUUUGCUUACAGCAAGGCUGCCAUUGAGAAGGCAUUUGGUCGUGAACUUUCUGAAAUAUUUGCGACUUUUGAGGAGAACCCUGUAGCUUCUGGAAGCAUUGCACAAAUACAUCGGGCGACACUAAGAAAUCAGCAUCCUGGAAAGCAUGUUGCUGUUAAGGUGAGGCAUCCUGGUGUUGGUGAAUCAAUCAAGAGAGACUUUCUACUUAUCAAUCUUGUGGCAAAAGUUUCUAGUGUUGUCCCUGGAUUGAGCUGGCUGAGGCUGGAUGAGAGUGUCCGCCAGUUUGCAGUAUUCAUGAUGUCUCAAGUCGACCUUUCAAGGGAAGCUGCUCAUUUGAGUCGUUUUAUCUACAACUUCCGCAGAUGGAGACAUGUGUCUUUCCCAAAGCCCUUAUAUCCCCUUGUGCAUCCAUCUGUCCUUGUUGAGACAUUUGAGAAUGGAGAAAGUGUUUCUCAUUUUAUGGAUGAAAUUGAAGGAAAUGCUUGGACGAAGAGAGAACUUGCCCAUAUUGGGACAUAUGCAUUCUUGAAGAUGCUUCUGGAGGACAAUUUUAUUCAUGCGGAUAUGCACCCUGGGAACAUUCUUGUUCGUCUACAUGACAGCAAGCUUUCGAGGAAAAGAUUUUUCAGAGCUAAGCCCCAUAUUGUGUUUCUUGAUGUGGGCAUGACUGCUGAGCUCACACGAGCUGACCGUGAUAACUUACAACAGUUCUUCAAGGCGGUGGCUACCAGAGAUGGUCGUACUGCUGCUAACUGUACCCUAAAGUUAUCAAAAAAUCAGAGCUGUCCAAAUCCAGUGGCAUUUACUGAGGAGCUGCAUAAGACAUUUACAUUCUGGGGAACGCCUGAGGGGGACAUUUUUCAUCCGGUUGAAUGCAUGCAUCAAUUGCUUGACACAGUUCGCCGCCACAAAGUCAACAUUGAUGGCAACAUCUGUACUGUAAUGGUUACCAUUUUGGUUCUCGAGGGGUGGCAGAGCAAGCUAGACCCAGGCUUUGAUAUCAUGCACACGUUGAAGACUUUACUACUAGAGAAGGACAUAAAGCAACCACUUGAUUUUUUCUCAUAAACAAACAGUAUCAGCAGCUGUGGAAGAUGAUGGCCCCGUGGAAUAGAAGCCGAACCAUCUUACUCGGAGCAACCUGGUAUUAAUUAAACUAAUAUAUGCACUAUAACCAACUUGCUGCACUGGGUUCUUGUUUGACACCUUCAGUGUGAAAAUUUUGCCCACCACCCAGGCGGAGUCAGCCAUGGGGUUAUUUUAAAAUUCAUGGAAAGUCCUUGUCCACAAACUCUAUGGAGGAACAAACAUUUGUAGAUGUAGUAACAGAGCUGGACUAUGUUGCGUAGCGCAGAGAAGUUAGCUUCCUGAUUUAUGCUUCUAACUGGCAGUUGUGCCGUCUAUUGUAAAAUUUGGAUUCAGAGAAAAAUGGCUAAGCUGAAGUUUUCUUUGUUCUU
Molecule: messenger RNA, 2690 nt
Organism: Phragmites australis (common reed)
Lineage: Eukaryota; Viridiplantae; Streptophyta; Magnoliopsida; Poales; Poaceae
Exons: 6
Coding region: 427-2301 (624 amino acids)
Source: RefSeq, a predicted model, not a curated record